Molecule: messenger RNA, 1851 nt
Organism: Anolis sagrei ordinatus
Lineage: Eukaryota; Metazoa; Chordata; Lepidosauria; Squamata; Anolidae
Source: RefSeq, a predicted model, not a curated record
UUUCUCGCCCAGGGAAGAAGCCUCUCUCUCUCUCUCUCCUUUGGUGUCUCUCCGGAGAAGAUUCCAAGGAAGCCCCGAGGAUAUUGGACCCGUGCCUGGCUGCUGUGACGAUCUGGAUGAGGACGAACAAGGGAAACGAGGAUUCUGUGGAGCCACCCCUUGGAUGCAGCAAUGAAAUCAAUAAUAUAGGAAGAAUUUCUCUCUAGUUGAUGGACUUGCUGAAAUCUUGGUCUCACAUACAGAUAAGGAAGGAAAAAAGAAGACUGAAGUAUCUGUAUUGCAAUCAAACACCCAUAUCAUGGCUGACAUGGAGGAGAAAGCAUUUAAAGCAUUUAUAUGCCUGGAAUGUGGGAAAAGUUUCUCUCGGAGCGGUGAUCUGAAGCGACAUCAAAGAACUCACACGGGGGAGAAAUCCUAUGCAUGCCUGGAGUGUGGAAAGAGCUUCACUCACAGUGGUAGUCUACGUUUACAUGAAAGGAUUCACACUGGGGAGAAACCCUAUACAUGCCCGGAGUGUGGGAAGAGCUUCACUCAUAGUUCAGGUCUACGUUCACAUCAACGGACUCAUACUGGGGAGAAACCCUAUACAUGCCUGGAGUGUGGAAAGAGGUUCACUCAUACUACAGGUCUACGUUUGCAUCUAAGGAUUCACACUGGGGAGAAACCUUAUACAUGCCCAGAGUGUGGAAAGAGCUUCGCUCAUAGUUCACAUCUAUAUAAACAUCAAAGGACUCACACUGGAGAGAAACCCUAUAACUGCCUGGAGUGUGGGCAGAGCUUCACUGAGAGUGGAAAUCUACGUUCACACCAAAGGAUUCACACUGGUGAGAAGCCCUAUACAUGCCUGGAGUGUGGGCAGAGCUUCACUCAGAGUUCAUAUCUACGUUCACAUCAAAGGAUUCACAUGGGGGAGAAACCCUAUACAUGCCUGGAGUGUGGAAAGAGCUUUGCUCAGAGUGAACAUCUACGUUCACAUCAAAGGAUUCACACAGGGGAGAAACCCUAUAAAUGCCUGGAGUGUGGGCAGACCUUCACUCGGAGUUCAAAUCUACGUUCACAUCAAAGUAUUCACAUGGGGGAGAAAUGCUAUAACUGCCUGGAGUGUGGGCAGAGCUUCACUCAGAGUGGAAAUCUACGUUCACAUCAAAGGAGUCACACGGGGGAGAAACUCUAUACAUGCCUGGAGUGCGGGCAGAGCUUCUCCGAGAGUGGAAAUCUACGUUCACAUCUAAGAACUCAUACUGGGGAGAAACCCUAUACAUGCCUGGAGUGUGGAAAGAGCUUCACUCUGAGUUCAAUCCUACAUAAACACCAAAGGGUUCACAUGGAAGAGAAACCGCAUAGAUGCCUGUAGUGUGGACAGAGCUUCUCUCAGAGUGGAAGUCUAUGUUCACAUCAAAGGAUUCACACUGGGGAGAAACCCUAUCAAUGCCAUGAGUGAUGACAGAGCUACACUGAGAGUUCAGGUCUACUUUCACACCAAAGGGCUCACACUGGGGAACAAUCCUAUAAAUCCCAUGAGUGAUGACAGAGCUUCACCCAUUGUUCAAGUUUACGUUCUCAUCAAAGAACUUAUACUGGGAGAAACUCUAUAAAUGCAUAGUGUGUGGAAAAAACUUCUCUGAGAAUGGAAAGACAUCAAAGGACUCACACUUGGGAGCAACAUCCAUGCCUGGAGUGUGGAAAGAGCUUCAUUCAUAGUUCAGGUCUACGUUCACAUCAAAGGACUCACACUGAAGAGAAACCUUAUACAUGCCUGGAGUGUGGAAAGAGCUUCACUCAGAGUUCAAAGGAUUCACACUGCGGAAAAACCCUAUAAACACAUAGUGUGUGAGAAAAGCUUCUCUGAGA